AAGCCCGUCUCUCCUCGCUCUCGUCGUCUCGCUCGCUCCUGCUGACGACGAUCAUGCCCACCGCCGUCGCCGCCGCGGCGAGCCCCAAGCCGCGGGACACCGGACGCGGCGGACACCACCGCCGCCGCCGCCGCCGCCGCAGGGCCGGGAAGAGCAGGGCCGCGGGCGCCAAUGCGGGGGCCGGCGAGGGCUCCGAGGAGAGCGCCCGCCCCGGCCCCGACCCCCGCCCCCAGGUGGAGGUGGAUUACGUGCCGGAGAAGCCCGGCCUCGGCGCCGACGACCCCCCUCCUCCUCGGCGCCUUCGCGGCCGUCUUCGAGAAAUUCGGCCUCACGGGCCCCGCCGCCGCCGCGCCCGCCGAGGUCUCCGGGCCCUCCUUUCCCCCGGCCGAGGGCGAGGAGAAUGAGAGGGAAGGCGAUGCGGAUGCCGCGGUGAACAAGGGGCCAGAUGCUGCUGCUGCUGCUGAGCAGGAGGCCCCAAAGAAGGAGGAGGAAGCAGCUGUCCUGUCGAAGAAGCAGAGGAAGCAGCUGCGGAGGGUGAAGAUUUCAGAGCUGAGGCAGAUGUGCAGCAGGCCUGAUGUUGUUGAGGUCUGGGAUGGUAAUGCCCCUGAUCCGAAGUUGCUCGUAUGUCUCAAGUCCUGCAGGAACACCGUGCCUGUUCCGAGACACUGGUGCCAGAAACGAAAGUACUUGCAGGGAAAGAGGGGUUUGCAAAAACAACCGUUCCAGCUUCCUGACUUCAUUGCUGCAACUGGAAUUGAAAAAAUAAGACAGGCAUACUUUCAGAAGGAGAACAAAAAGACAUUCAAACAGAAGCAGCACAACCGUAUGCAGCCCAAGAGGGGGAAUAUGGAUAUGGAUUAUGAGGUUUUGCAUGAUGCAUUCUUCAAAUAUCAAACAAAACCCACAUUGACUGGUUAUGGUGAUCUGUAUUAUGAAGGGAAAGAGUAUGAGCCGAAGCUUAAGGUAAUGAAACCAGGUAUGCUGUCCCAGGAGCUUAAAAAAGCUCUUGGUAUGCCUGAUGGUGCCCCGCCCCCAUGGGUUACCAGGAUGCAGUUCUUUGGUCCUCCACCCUCUUAUCCUCAUCUGAAGAUCCCAGGUUUUAAUGCCUCAAUCUCUCCUGGAGACAGUUUGGGUGAUGGACCUGAUGAGGAAGAACCUCUCGAUCGCAGCAAACACUGGGGAGAUUUGGACGAAGACGAGGAUGAAGAGGAAGAAAAAGAGGAGGAACUAAUUAUUCAUGAGGAAAUAGAAGAAGGUAUUCGGUCUAUUGACACCAUCUCAAGUACUCCGGCUGGUGUGGAAGCACCUGAUGUUAUUGACAUUCAGAAGUUGAGGAAGGAGUCAGAUAACCAGGCAGAAAGGCCAUUAUACCAGGUUCUUGAACAGAAAGAAGUAAGGAUCACCCAUAGGGCGGUGUUCGCAUCGAGCCACGCAUAUGUUUCCCUGGCCAAACCUACCGAGUACGUGCUGGUUGGAGCACAAGGUACACCGUCAUCACCAGGCAGCAAUUUUGGUGAUGGACCUGGGGAGUUAGGAAAGCCUCCAACUGACGAGGGAGGACCUAUUGGUCGCAGCAAAAACUGGGGAGAACUGGACGAAGAAGAAGAGGAAGAGGAGGAAUUGGAAGAUGGGAAAAUAGAGAAGGGCAUUCUAGAAGAGGAAGAGGAGGAAUUGGAAGAUGGGAAAAUAGAAAAAGGCAUUCUAGAAGAGGAAGAAGAGGAUGAGGUACUGGAAGAUGGGGGAAUAGAAAAAAGCAUUCUAGAAGAGGAGGAGGAGGAGGAACUGGAAGAGGGGGGAAUAGAAGAAGGCACUCUGGAAGGGCUGGAGGAGGAGGAACUGGAAGAUGGUGAAAUAGAAGAAGCUACUCGGAAAGCAGAAGAGGCGGAGCUGGAAGAUGGGGAAAUAGUACAAGGCAUUCGGCAAGAGGAAGAAGAGGAGGAGGAACUGGAAGAUGGGGAAAUUGUAGAAGUCAUUCGGCAGGAGGAAGAGGAGGAGGAGGAACUGGAGGAGGGGGAAAUAGUAGAAGGCAUCCGGCAAGCGGGAGAGGAGGAGGCGGAGGCACUGGAAGAGGGGGAAAUAGUAGAAGGCUUUUGGUCUGGUUACACCAUCUCAAGCAGACACUUGGGAUUCACUUGGCCUUUUGGUUGUGGCAGCAGUACUCCAGCUGGUGUGGAAACACCAGAUGUUAUCGACCUCCGGAAGCCAUGGAGGAAGGAGCCUGAGAAGCAGGCAGAAAUGCCAUUAUACCAGGUUCUUGAACAGAAGGAAGAAAGAGUUGCCUUUGCCAGUGCGAUGUACUUGUCGAGCCACAGGUACGUGCUGGUGGGAGCGCAAGAUAAACCGUCGACAUCAACAUCAUCAUCAUCAGGCCUAAAAAGUAAAAGGAAGCAGAGGCUGGAGAGGGUGGACGUCACGAUCCACCCCGACCAGCUCGACGCCGUAGAAGACGCCCUGGCGGCCAAGUAAGAUCAGACCAGCGUCUCUCGCCGUCGCAAUCCUGCGGCACUAUGUGACCGUAGUGGGGUUGUGGUGGACAGGUACAGGGAGCCCCGUGUUGUUGGUACACUAAGGAUGUAGAGUUUGGUUGGUAGAAAGAUGGCGAGUAAGAUGCGGUGCAUUGCAUGUGAUGGGAUGGGAUAGGCGAUUGGUUGGCUGUCUACUCCCUACACCGACUGAUUGGUGUAGGGGUGUCCAAACUAUUCCAUUCUGAGUAUACAUCUUGAGCACGAGCC
Messenger RNA from Triticum aestivum (bread wheat), 2732 nucleotides. RefSeq names its product splicing factor 3B subunit 2. Gene Ontology annotation, cellular component: nucleus. The transcript is spliced from 18 exons. Bases 172 to 2466 code for a protein of 764 amino acids. NCBI's taxonomy places the organism in Eukaryota, Viridiplantae, Streptophyta, Magnoliopsida, Poales, Poaceae. The record is from RefSeq and is a predicted model, not a curated record.